Messenger RNA from Syzygium oleosum, 2332 nucleotides. Its product is annotated as cholesterol 22-monohydroxylase CYP90B51. Lineage: Eukaryota; Viridiplantae; Streptophyta; Magnoliopsida; Myrtales; Myrtaceae. The coding region runs from base 16 to 1764 and encodes 582 amino acids. Gene Ontology annotation, molecular function: monooxygenase activity; iron ion binding; oxidoreductase activity, acting on paired donors, with incorporation or reduction of molecular oxygen. Gene Ontology annotation, biological process: sterol metabolic process. The transcript has 8 exons. The record is from RefSeq and is a predicted model, not a curated record.
GCAUAUAAAGGCCAAAUGCUAAAAUGCGUUUGUCUCCAAAGUAGGCAGUUUUGGUUUCCUCGAGAGCUCCAAGCUUUACUUUUGGACGCCAAAUGGAAGUAUCUUUUCAACAGAUGUACAGCCUCCGGAAAGCACAUAUCUGAUCUCAUCUCUCUCUCCUUCCUCACUCUCUCCAGCAACAGCUCAGCAGAAUUCCACAGAAACCAUACAACAAUAUCAGAAAGGGAGAGGGAGAGUCAGCCAUCCAUGUCUGACUCCGAGCUAAUAAUCCUCUGCCUCCUUCCCUCAAUCUUGGCUCUGCUUCUCGUCUCCAUCCUCAUCCAGAGGAAGCACCAGACGCGGUUCAAGCUCAACCUCCCGCCCGGCCACGCCGGCUGGCCUUUCCUCGGCGAGACCAUUGCCUACCUCAAGCCUUACUCCGCCACUUCCAUCGGAGCCUUCAUGGACCAGCACAUCUCCAGGUUUGGGAAGAUAUACAGGUCGAAUCUGUUCGGGGAGCCGACGAUCGUGUCAGCCGACGCGGAGCUGAACCGGUUCAUCCUGCAGAACGAGGGGAGGCUGUUCGAGUGCAGCUAUCCGAGGAGCAUCGGGGGGAUCCUCGGCAAGUGGUCGAUGCUGGUCCUGGUCGGGGACAUGCACAGGGACAUGCGGAUCAUCUCCCUCAACUUCCUCAGCCACGCCAGGCUCAGGACCGUCCUGCUCAGGGAAGUCGAGCAGAGCACUCUGCUCGUGUUGAGCUCUUGGAAGGAGAACUGCACUUUCUCUGCUCAAGAUGAAGCCAAGAAGUUCACGUUCAAUCUGAUGGCGAAGCAUAUAAUGAGCUUGGACCCCGGAGAGGCGGAGACAGAGCAGCUGAAGAAGGAGUACGUCACUUUCAUGAAAGGCGUGGUGUCUCCGCCGCUGAAUUUCCCCGGAACCGCCUAUCGAAGGGCUUUGCGGUCGAGAUCGACGAUUCUGAAGUUCAUAGAGAGGAAGAUGGAGGGGAGGGUCCGGAGGAUGAAGGAAGGAGGAGUGGGGGAGGGCGCGAGGGAGGACGACGAUCUGCUGGGGUGGGUGCUGAAGCACUCGAACCUGUCGACCGAGCAGAUCUUGGACUUGAUACUGAGCCUGCUCUUCGCCGGCCACGAGACCUCCUCGGUCGCCAUUGCUCUGGCCAUCUUCUUCCUGCAGGCUUGCCCCAGAGCAAUCGACCAGCUGAGGGAAGAGCAUCUCGAGAUCGCGAGAGGGAAGAAGAAAGCCGGAGAGACGGAGCUGAACUGGGAGGACUACAAGGAGAUGGAAUUCACCCAGUGUGUGAUUAGCGAGACGCUCCGGCUGGGGAACGUGGUGAGGUUUCUGCACAGAAAGGCGCUGCGGGACGUCAGGUACAAAGGGUAUGACAUUCCAUGUGGAUGGAAAGUGCUGCCGGUGAUAGCAGCCGUGCACUUGGAUCCCCUGCUUUUCGACCACCCUCACCACUUCAACCCUUGGCGGUGGCAGAACAAAUGUGCUUCUAACCCUCAAGGACAGUCAUCGCAAUAUUCGUCGUCUUCAACAUCGUCUUCCUCGACAUGCCUGAGUGCAAAUUACUUCAUGCCGUUUGGUGGAGGACCACGGCUCUGCGCGGGAUCCGAGCUGGCGAAGCUCGAGAUGGCGGUUUUCAUCCACCAUUUGGUCCUCAACUUCAGCUGGGAGCUAACUGAGCCGGACGAAGCUUUCGCCUUCCCAUUCGUCGACUUCCCUAAAGGCUUGCCCAUCAGAGUUCAACACCACAAUUUGCUAUGACACCACCCCCACUACCGUAAGAAAAAAAAAAAACAGGAGACCUCGGUCUCUCUUUCAGUUUCAGCCUCAGGCUCUGUGGGUGGAGAGUUGAUUCCGCAUUCACGUGCCGGACAUAGAAAGGAAGGAAGAAGAGAACAAAAGUGCCUCACGGCUGGUGUGCGAGAGGAUUUUGAGCUCUUUGGAUUUUCCAACGGCUUUGUGUGUGAGUUGUUCUUGACUCUACAUGUAAAGCUCACAUGAUGAAAGGGAAGAGACGCAGAAGUUAUGCGGUGAUUGAUGAUGCAUUUUGGACCACAUCCGCCCAUACAGAAUCCCCAAAACCCACCACACACUUCUCUCUCAAUCUCUCUCUCUCUCUCUAUAUCCAUUGCUCUGUAAAUGUUAUUAUUAUAUGGGUAACUCCAUGUAGAUGUUGAUUAUUCAUUUGUAUGUGAUAUGAGUUUUUUUUGUUUUCUACUUUAUCAUUUUCUUUCGUUCUCUUUUUGUCCGUUUUCGAAUUCAACUUGGUGUCUGUACCGUGGACUUUGUGGACGAGUCGAUGGACGCAAAGAAAUUGAUGUUGAGUAAA